AGAGAAGAUGAUCAGAUAGAAGGAGGAGCUGACAAAGCUUGCCUGUUAAUGUUCAUCUGGCUGUGAGGAAGUCAGCUCCUCUCCUCUCCUCUUCUCUCCUCAUCAGCCAAGCUUCUAGAGGAAUCUGAUGUUUCAAAACCACAAGCCAGAGUGUUUUCCAAAGAUGGGAGAACAAGACCCCAGUGACAGGCUGAGAGGAGACCAGCUGAAAGAGAUGAAGGAAAAUGGCACUGGAAGUUUCUCCCAGUUCUCCUCAAGUGUGCGAGCCAUGGUGCGCAUUCGCCAGAAGUACCAGGCCAUGAAGAAACGCCGUCUUGAGAUAGCAGCGGUGUCGUCCCAGAGCUUUAUGUCUCCACGGUCCAGCCCAAAGGUUUUCACCUUUGACAAUCUUCCAGACACCAUAAACUCAAAUCCCACUUCCCCACGCAAGCGGAAGAAAAAGAGGAAGGCACGGGUUUUGUAUCCAAGCAGCAGUUUGAGAGCUGUACCCACAAAAGAGAGAAGCCGUGCAAAGAAAUGCCUUUACUUGCUGUGCAUCAUCGUAUUUUUACAAAUUUACAAUGCCAUUGAGAACUUGGAUGACCAUGUGCUUAAAUAUGAUCUAGAUGGACUGGAGAAAACCCUUAAAAGGGAAGUCUUUGGCCAACAAGAAGUUGCAGACAGUCUUCUGGGCCAUUUGCAUGAUUAUUUGUCAACUUAUGUCCACAAUAAGCCUUUAGUGUUGUCGCUUCACGGACCUACUGGAGUUGGGAAGAGCCACGUUGGCCGAUUACUGGCUCAGCAUUUCCGCUCAGUUGUUGGCGACGACUUGGUGAUGCAGUACUUCGUUCUGCACCAUUGCCCAACAGACGACGAUAUCCCACAAUGCACCAAAUCUCUGGACUCUCACGUCUCGGAUAUGGUGACUCAGGCUGAGGAACAGGAAAAGAUACCGGUCUUUAUCUUCGAUGAGGUGGAGCACAUGCCCAGAGAGUUGCUGGACACACUGCAAGACCUGAUUCAUACCCAAAACAACAACGAGUACUUAAACGCCAUCUACAUUCUCAUCAGCAACUUGGGACAUGAAGACAUCACCAAAUUCGUUCUGCAAAACUCCAGCGUCGCCGUCUCAGGCCAUCUGAGCUUGAUUCAGGAACUGAACCCUUGGUUUCGAGGCUACCUUGAAAGAUACCACAUGCUAUUUUUGGAGGCAGACAUCCUGCCAUUUAUGCUUUUGGAGAAGAGCCACGUAUUAGAUUGUUUUAUUGACGAGAUGUCCAGGGAAGGCUUCUACCCUGAUCGCUCCCACGUUGAAAAACUUGCUGAAGAACUAUCAUACUAUAUAGUUGGUGAACGGGAAUUUUCUCACACCGGAUGCAGGCAGAUUGUGGCAAAAGUAAAUCUUCUUUGAAACAAAAUCUGCCGUGCAGAUGUUCAAUGUGAG
Messenger RNA from Carassius carassius (crucian carp), 1423 nucleotides. RefSeq names its product torsin family 4, member Aa (gene tor4aa). The record is from RefSeq and is a predicted model, not a curated record. The transcript is spliced from 2 exons. The coding region runs from base 128 to 1390 and encodes 420 amino acids. Gene Ontology annotation, molecular function: ATP binding; ATP hydrolysis activity. Gene Ontology annotation, cellular component: endoplasmic reticulum lumen; nuclear envelope. NCBI's taxonomy places the organism in Eukaryota, Metazoa, Chordata, Actinopteri, Cypriniformes, Cyprinidae.